Molecule: messenger RNA, 1768 nt
Organism: Lathyrus oleraceus (garden pea)
Lineage: Eukaryota; Viridiplantae; Streptophyta; Magnoliopsida; Fabales; Fabaceae
Product: protein IQ-DOMAIN 11
Exons: 5
Coding region: 315-1463 (382 amino acids)
Molecular function (GO): protein binding
Source: RefSeq, a predicted model, not a curated record
UGGAUCUCACUCAAUUUAGAUCACAUGCAUUUUUUUCCUUCAACUAUCUUGGUUUGUGUGCAUUAAUCUUUAAAGUGCUGUAAAGACUAAAGUCUGAGAACAUGCAUGUUUUUGGUCUUUGCAAUGACUACUUGUUGUGUCUAAAACAAGUUAUUUCUAUUACAAGUUCUGCAAAUUGUUCCUCCUUUUUCAGACAAGUCUAAUGCUAAAGGUUUGCACCAAACCAUCACUUGAAUCAUUUAAAUGUCUAUUUACAAACCAAAAUGCAAGUUGCAUAAGAGAGGAUUCAAUUGAAAACACUGUUAAAUUGUGAAAUGGCCAAGAAGGGUUGGUUUAGCAUUGUAGAGAGAAUCUUUACACAUUCCACUCAAGAGAAGAAGGAGAAAAGAAGAAAGUGGGUAUUUGGGAGGCUAAAGAGCAAGAGAUUUCCUUUAAUUGAAGCACCGCCGCCAUUAAAAGAAACACGGUUAAGUGAAGCUGAAGAAGAACACAACAGGCAUGCUUUAACAGUAGCCAUUGCUUCAGCUGAAGCUGCUCUAACUGCUGCUCAGAUUGCAGUUGAGGUUGUUAAGUUCCAAUCUGUUCAUCAAUGUAAAGGAAAACUAGAAGAAGUCAAGGAUGAUGCUUCAAUAUCCGCACACAAGUGCAAGAAGAAGAUUGAAGAAUCUGCAGCCAUCAAAGUUCAAACAGCAUUUAGAGGCUACCUUGCGAGGAAAGCUUUGAGGGCAUUGAAGGGAAUUGUGAAGCUUCAGGCUAUCAUUCGUGGCAGAGCUGUAAGACGGCAGGCUAUGAAUACUCUGAAGUGCUUGCAAUCCAUUGUGAGUAUCCAGUCACAUGUCAUUGCAAGGAAACUCCAGAAUGUUGAAGGAAGACGGGAUUGUGGUGAAUACGAAGAGAUGCAAGGCUCAAGAGACAAGAUCAUAAGGAUGGAUUCAAACAGCGAGAGAAAGUGGGAUCACAGCGUUUUAACUAAGAAAGAGGUAGAUUCUUCUAGCAUAAGCAAGAAAGAAGCUGCUACUAGGAAAGAAAGAGUAAAAGAAUACUCAUAUAACCAUAGGAAAUCAGCUGAAUCAGAAAGAAACAAAAUAAAUGGAAGAUGGAGGUACUGGAUGGAGCAGAGGGUUGACGCGCAACAUUCUAAGAGUAAAGAACUUGAAGAUUUAGAGUCAGUUUUCAGCUCACAUUGUGGAGCAGUAGAAGAUUGUGGAAGAAGACAACUAAAGCUUAGACAUGUUCAGAAACAAAAUGAAGUUGAAGGAUUAGAUUCACCAAUACUAUCUUCAAGAAACUCUUUUCCCCAAAGGAGUCGAAGUUCUGAGAGAGAAGAUUACUCAUUUCCAAGAUCUCCUGCAAUUCCAACAUAUAUGGCUGCAACAAAAUCAACACAGGCGAAAGUAAGAUCAACAAGUACCCCAAAAACAAGGAUAGGAGGGAAUUGGGACAUAAACUACGAUUGCGAUUGACCGUGCAAGAGAAAGCUAAGUAAUAAUCUACAAGGAUCACCUAGCUUAAAAGGCUUUCAAGGCCUUGAAAAAUCAAGCGGAAAGUAUGAAGGAUUUCGGCAUUGAUUGUUUUUAAGCUUUAAUGGCUGAACUAUGAUCUAUUAGGCUCUACCAAUUCACUGUCCAUCUCAGUUUUAAGGCUGAAUAUCAAUUCCAGCUCUAUGAUUUCAAUCAUGUUACAUUUUUCAGUAUAGUUUUAUAAGCUAGCAAAUGCAACCAACACUUUUCAUUCAUCCAACAUCACUAGUUAGAAUAUCAUAUUUUUG